Molecule: messenger RNA, 3189 nt
Organism: Penaeus indicus
Lineage: Eukaryota; Metazoa; Arthropoda; Malacostraca; Decapoda; Penaeidae
Gene: Cog1
Product: conserved oligomeric Golgi complex subunit 1-like
Exons: 20
Coding region: 54-2942 (962 amino acids)
Biological process (GO): intra-Golgi vesicle-mediated transport
Cellular component (GO): Golgi apparatus; COG complex
Source: RefSeq, a predicted model, not a curated record
AACACAGGACUUGGCGGAGGAAGGUGGGACUCUGGGAUUAUACGUCCAGAAUCAUGCCUGCCGUAACAUCUGAAGACGAUGUGACCCUCUUGUUUGAGCGCCACACUGUGGUGCAGGUACAAGACAUCUUGAAAAAGACACGAUCUGACAUUGAAAAGAAGAAAGAGGAUUUGCGUGUUAUGGUUGGAGAAAGAUAUAGAGACCUUAUUGAGGCAGCAGACACAAUCUCAGAAAUGAGAAACAGUGCAGAGGCAAUCUGUGGCAAUAUCCGUACCAUGGAGGGACUUUGCGAAAGUUUGCAACAGCGUGGACUCAUUGGCUUCAAGACACAGAGCCAUCAUAGCAAUGGCACACUGAGAUCACCAACACCAGGAUCUCACUAUUCAGUGGCAGUGCAAGUAAAGCUGCUUGUUGCCGUUCCGGAGAUUUUGUGGAGUCUUACUGAGCGCUGCCAUUACUUGCCUGCUACUCAGCUGCUGCUCCUGGCUCACCAUACUCACACAGCCCUGCAACUGGCCCCUAAUGCUUCAAAGAUCCAGUCUUGGUUUCCAGUUAUAGAGCGGCAGUGGGCUAGCAUAUCACAGUUCCGUGCUACGAUUGUCAGAGGUUGCUCAAAUCUCAUCAGCUCUGAGGUUGAUGAUGUUCAGGCUGUAUUAGAUGCUGUAGUUUCAGUAAUGUUAGUGGAAGGAUGCAGCUCCACAGAUGCUCUGUCUCGGGUCCUUCAGCUGCGCCAUACUGCUCUCAUGUCUGCAGUUGCACCAAAGCCAUCUGCCACUGCUAAAGCACAAAUUUCACAAUUUGUUACCUUGUUCCUAGCUACUUUGAAUAUCAUUCAUGCUGUCUUUGGGAAAGGUAAAGAGGGACAGAGUCUUCUUGAGAAGCGUUUGCAGGAGAUAGUCCAGGGUGAAGGAGAGGAUGGAACACCCAUAACUCAUCUUCAAGAAUCUUUACUUACCCUCUCCUUUUUGCCUCAGUCCAUCAGAAACUUCAGACCCUCUGUACAAGGACACUUGGAUUCGUUAAAUGAUGACAUUCUGAAGAAACAGGUUACUGACUGGCUAAACCUGGUGUUGAAAGAAGCAUCACAUGCUCUUGCAGUGUUACUUUCAUUCUCUACAACCAUCAAGGCCCUAGCUAUGAUCCGCACAAGUGUGUGGGAGAUUUGUCAAGCCAAAGUUGAAAAAGAGCAGUGGAAAACGACAACAGAUGUCCUGUACGGAUCCUACCUUGACCCCUGGGAUUCCGUUGUCCGAGGACAAGUGACAGAAAGGGCGCGUCAGGUCAUUACAUCUCAGCUGACUAAUGCGAAAGAGGCAAUAGUCCAAAUGGUAGCCAAACUUGCAGAUGACAUAAUUGCAGACCCCAAGAUCUGCUCAGAGGAAGGAGAUAUCACCAGCUUUGUGUGGAGUGAAUCUGCUGGCGACUUGCCGGAACGCGUUGGAUGGACUUGUGCCUCGUCACGAUCUGUCACACAAGCAGGCGGUCUUUACUACAAGACGCGUGGAUACACCAGCCGGUUACAGACUAUCUGCAGAGCACUCAAUUCGAGGCUGACGGCUCUUCUGCAAGAUGUGGGCCAUUACAAUUCAGGUUCCGCAAAUGGAGACCUAUGCUUUGUCAAGGACAGCCCAGUUGGAGAAGAGGAUCUAAGUGCCAAAGAAGACUACACUGCAUUGCUUAAUUUCCUUCAAGAAACAAGUACUUCAGUCUUUACACAACUCAUAUCAGAGUUGGCAAAGCUAGCCCAGUACCAUAUGGCCCAGACAGCUCCCAGAGUUCAGGAUGGAUGGGAGGAUGAGGUAGAUGGAGCUGCCCUGAGUGUUCCCUCUACUAUCCUGGUGGUCAUAGGUCGUGUCUGCCUGGCCCUGCCCAACGUUUGCCCACAGAUGCAGAUGUGUGCCUCAGCAGCAAGCCUGGCAAAUCCAGAUAUGGCAAGGCGUAUAUCAAUGGGAUCAAAGUUAGAAACGGACUCCUGGACAAAAAUGCGAUCAGAGUUCCAGGGAGCCAGCGGACGACUGUUUGGACUCUUCCUUACAUCCCUCACCUCACACCUUGGCACUGAGGUUAAAACAUUCCUUACCACGGAGCUCUCAUCAGGAGGAGUAGCUGCUGCCAUAUCCUAUUUUCCGACCUGGGAGAUAGUAGAUAUUGAGGAAGAAGGGGAGGGCGGAAAUAUAGUAAAGUCAUCUAUCCAUGUUCCUGCCCACCCCACGCCUGCUCUCACCCAAGCUCUCUCCCGACUAUGCACGUCCGUGAACUGUGUUGCUGCCCAUACUAUUACAAGGAAUGCUCAAAGUGAACUUGCAUCAUCUGCUUGUGAGGCAGUGACGAGUGCCUACGAAAGUGCCUUAACCGACACAAAGGAAGUGAACCAAACACUUGCACUGCAGCUCAUCUUCGACUUGCGGUUCAUUCAGACCAUACUCCUUCCACGGGAUAGCAAGGAUGUUGGGUCUCGACUGACGGCCAUGAUACAAGCACUGGAGGCCAAGGUCGACCCCUUUGACCUAGACGUAUUUACUCCACACAUAUCUUCCAGAGUCAAGUUGGCAGCUCACAGAGUGCAGGUGGUUCUGGGGGCCAUACUGUCACGUGACCGCCAAGUCGUCACCGGAAGAGCUCCAUCGGUGGGAAGCUCAGCGACAACAUCCAACAACGCCUUGCCAAUAGUUCAGGCGGUGGAAAUCCCACGGUUCUCGAAUGUGCCUCUUCCCAUCACGCUGUCUAGGCCCACCAUUCAUACAUCCCUAACCACUCCAAGCUUAACUUCAAGUGUGAAUGAAGGACUUCCUCCAAAACUUAGCUCAACUAAGGAUCAGAGCAGUCCUUCGUCAGCUCGGAGAGAGAUGUCAUCUGCCGCCCUGUCAGCCUCCCGCAGCGCUGCUUCCCUGCUGUCGGCCAUGAGCUCCUCGUGGUUCGGCUCCUCCUCCUCCUCGUCUUAGGGUUAGGGGAGUUUGCUCAGGGAUCGUGGUACAUCAUUGGGGUUGAUCUGUUAUUUCAACGCGUAAAGCUCUAUAGUUUGAAUAUGGAUGAGUAUUAUGUGCAUUGUGAUAUGGAUGUUAUGAAUGAAGAGUAUUGUUAUGUUAUUCAGAUUAGUUUUAUUUCAGGUACAUUUGAUGCACUGAAGGAUCUGAAUUUGUUAUUUGCUGGAAUUGUAUCAUUACGAUUUAAUAAACACUUGAGCUCAAA